CGAUAGGUGGUGCUUUCAUGACCGAGACAUUGCUCCAGAUGGUAAAACACUAGAGGAGUCAAAUGCAAACUUGGACGAAGUGGUAGCACUUGCUAAGGAGCUUCAGGGUUCAAAGAUCCGACCUUUAUGGGGUACCGCUCAGCUGUUUGUACAUCCGCGAUAUAUGCAUGGUGCUGCAACUAGCUCUGAAUUGGGAGUAUAUGCAUAUGCUGCAGCCCAAGUCAAAAAAGCUAUGGAGGUUACACAUUAUCUUGGUGGUGAGAAUUAUGUUUUCUGGGGUGGCCGUGAGGGUUAUCAGAGUCUUUUGAACACAGACAUGGAAAGAGAACUAAAUCAUUUGGCCAGGUUCAUGGAAGCUGCUGUUGCUUACAAGAAAAAGAUUGGGUUUAAUGGGACAUUGUUCAUAGAGCCUAAGCCUCAGGAGCCUACAAAGCAUCAGUAUGAUUGGGAUGCUGCUACUGCUGCUAAUUUUCUUAGGAAAUAUGGCCUUAUAGAUGAGUUCAAAUUGAAUAUCGAAUGCAACCAUGCCACUUUGUCUGGACAUAGUUGUCAUCAUGAAGUGGAGACAGCAAGAAUCAAUGGAUUGCUUGGAAACAUUGACGCAAAUAGUGGCGAUCCGCAAACUGGUUGGGAUACCGAUCAAUUUCCCAUGGAUGUAGCUGAAGCAACUCUAGUUAUGCUCUCUGUUAUCAAGAAUGGGGGAAUAGCACCAGGAGGAUUCAACUUUGAUGCCAAAUUGCGGAGGGAGAGUACGGACGUUGAGGAUAUAUUCAUUGCACAUAUUGCAGGUAUGGAUACCCUGGCCCGUGGCCUCCGAAGUGCUGCAAAGUUGAUUGAGGAUGGUUCUCUGAAUGAACUUGUUCGAAAGAGGUACCAAAGUUUUGAUUCUGAGGUUGGCCAAGUCAUUGAGGCAGGAAAGGGUGAUUUUGAAAUGCUUGAGAAGAAAGCUUUUGAAUGGGGCGAACCAAAAGUCCCUUCUGCUAAACAGGUAAAAUAAAAAUUAGAGUAUGUUAAUGGUUGAAUGAUAGACAUGCCGAUACGUCCCGGGUUAUUUCAAGCUUUGGGUCAAGAAAUGUUUGUUCAUGACCUAGAGAAUUCGGGUCGGAAUGGACGUGAUGGGUUUGGACAUUAAUUUUAAGUUUUUGGAUUUUAUUCUUUUCCAUCAUCUCCGAUGGAGCUAAAAUUUCACCAUUUUUUGGCUUUGGGGUGUGAUGGAAUAAAUCAAAAUGGAUCUCUAAACUGUCUGCGCUUCUUUAAUUAAUGAAGUAGCAGUUAGUCAAGCAAUGCAACUUUCGACGUUGAGCCGGGGGUCUCUUUGGAAACAGCCUCUCUACUUUCGAGUAGGGGUAAGGUCUGCGUACACACACCCUCCCCAGACCCUACUCUUGUGGGAUUUAACUGGGUUGUUGUUGUUUUUUGGAUUUUAUUCAUGAAACUUAACAAAGUGUGAAAAUUGUGUAGGAACUUGCGGAGAUGAUUCUCCAAGGCGCAAUAUAGAUGCAAAUCUUGACAGUCCUUACAAAAUACAUCAUAACUGUUGUCUUCUUCAUCAAGGAAGAUUCUUGACUGUGUGUGAAUUGGUCUCUCUUUUUAUACAUUUGAUAGAUUUGCUAUGUUCUUGAAUUUCAGCAUUGAGAGGAGGGAGUAGAGAUAAUUAGAAAUGCAGGUCAUGUUCAUUUUCUGCUAAACCUUGUAAACAUUAUACUUCCUUGACUUGGCAAAAAUAUGUUUCGAAUAAUCUAUAUUCCGAAUUCCAAGAAAUUCGAUUGCCAAAC
Molecule: messenger RNA, 1775 nt
Organism: Cuscuta campestris
Lineage: Eukaryota; Viridiplantae; Streptophyta; Magnoliopsida; Solanales; Convolvulaceae
Source: the annotation of a GenBank genome assembly